Messenger RNA from Candidula unifasciata, 399 nucleotides. The record is from the annotation of a GenBank genome assembly. NCBI's taxonomy places the organism in Eukaryota, Metazoa, Mollusca, Gastropoda, Stylommatophora, Geomitridae.
AUGAAGAUAAAGUAUGAGUCAGAAGAUCCCACAGCACGAGCUGACUGUUACAGGGAUGAUGGUAAUGAUCAGUUCAAGCGUAAAAAAUACAAGAUUGCCAUUGAAAACUACACAGAAGGAAUCAAGAGCAGGAGUCCAGAUGCUGAACUGAAUGCUGUUUUGUAUUCAAAUAGAGCUGCAGCACAGUAUCAUUUGGGUAAUUACAGGUCUGCAUUCAACGACUGCAUUUUUGCUCGUAAGUUCAAGCCAGACCAUAUAAAAGCUAUUGUCAGAGGUGCCCAGUGCUGUUACCAGAUGAAUAAGUUCCAAGAUGCCCUCAGAUGGUGUGAUGCAGCCCUUAUGAUUGACCCAGAAGAUUCAGUUGUUCUGGAGCUGCGAGUUAAGGCUGAUAAAGGAAAA